UUUUCUUGCCUCCUUUUUAUUAUCUUAAACAGCCGUUACCAAAUGAAUAGAGUGACACGAUCAAGUAGCCGUACUGUAACUAAAUCACCUUAUUUUAAAAAAGAAACAGCAGUAGAGGGGAUUGAGGAAAAGAAAAGGACAGUCACUAAAAAAAAGACAACCAAAAGAAAGACUGCAACAACAACAACAGUGGUAACAGCAGAUACUGCGGAUGCGCUCACGAAACUGGUGCCUGAUCUGCUGGAUUUUGACCUAAAAGUCCUGUUUGUAGGCAUCAAUCCCGGGAUCAUGAGUGGGUCGAGGGGACACCAUUAUGCAGGCCCUACCAAUCAUUUCUGGCCCUGUUUGUCUGAAAGUGGCCUCGUGGGCAUCGACAACAAGGUAACUUAUGCAGACGAUAUCCAUAUGCCCGCUCGUUAUCGUUUAGGAUUUACCAACUUGACAGCAAGAACAACACGUCGAGCUUCCGAUCUAACGCUUAAAGAGCAACAAGAAGGAAUACCCGUUCUGAAUGAGAAAUUGGAGAAAUAUCGACCCAGAGUCGCUUGUUUUGUGGGGAAAGGCAUCUAUGAGAUUUAUUCAAACCAAAAGUGCAAAGUGAUGGGAUUACAGCAUGGCCGAUCUAUACCAUGGCCGACGGGAGAUGGCGAAACCAUAUUUUACGUUAUGCCCAGUACAAGUGGCAUCGUAUCUGCUUACCAACGGCCGCAAAGGAUCCAAUUCUUUCAAGAUUUGUAUCAAGUCACUCAGCAACAAGAUAAAUUAUAUCCUCCAUUGAAGCAAGAAGUGAAGCAAGAAGCCAAAGAAUCAACUCUCCUCUCUUAGUCCAUUUUAUUUUCUCACAUGUAUCAUCAUUUGUGCCUGCUAUACGCUUUCCUUACUCUCAUUUGUAUAGAUUCAUAAAACCUUUUAGAGUCGAAAUGAUUCCAUUUUGUAAACCAUGUAAAAUAAGUUCAAAUUAUAUCUGACAGUACGAACCCAUCCACAUCGUCAAAUAUUUCUUUCAUCUCGUUGUCCGGGCAUUUUAAACAGUUGAACUAGUUGACUAGGAAUAUCAAUAAAAAGCAAAACUAGCACUCAUUUUCGCAUCGGAGCGCACAUGAUAAAAGCCUUAUUUCGAAGUUCCUAAUUGCUAGAUACUCACUGUUGUCCUCUUCA
Molecule: messenger RNA, 1158 nt
Organism: Mycotypha africana
Lineage: Eukaryota; Fungi; Mucoromycota; Mucoromycetes; Mucorales; Mycotyphaceae
Product: uracil-DNA glycosylase-like protein
Exons: 2
Coding region: 43-825 (260 amino acids)
Biological process (GO): base-excision repair, AP site formation
Molecular function (GO): mismatch base pair DNA N-glycosylase activity
Source: RefSeq, a predicted model, not a curated record